UCAAGAAUAUUCUUUGCCAUUCUCUGAUAAUCAUCCACAUUAUCAUCAUCUCUUAUCUUGAAGCACCCAUUUCGUCAUGACGGGGCAGCCCUCUCCUUUGCACUCAAAACCCAUCAGUUGAAAAAAGACUAUAUAAACAAGUGAAAGACUGAAACAAGUGUUUAAGAUUUACUUGAUUGUGAUUAGCUACUAACAAGUUUUACCAGACUUUUCAUAUUAACUAAAGUUUUUAAUCCUUUUACACUAACCAACAAGAUGCCUCCAAAUAACACUGUAUCGGAAAACGGUGGCGACAAUCUGUCUCUAGUUUUGUACAAAGCUGGUGACAUGAGACUCGAACAGACUCCAUUACCUUCAAAACCCGCAAGAAACGAGGUGCUUCUUCAAACUCAACAAGUUGGCAUUUGUGGAUCAGAUGUUAGUUACUGGGUUAAGGGGCACAUUGGUGGCUUUUGGGUCAAGGAUCCAAUGAUUUUGGGACACGAAACAAGUGCCAAAGUGGUUGAAGUAGGCGAAGGAGUAACUCAUCUCAAGCCUGGUGAUAGAGUGGCCAUUGAGCCUGGUGUUCCUUGUCGUUACUGUGUUGACUGUAAAGAAGGUGCUUACAAUUUGUGUUCUGGAAUAUUUUUCUCAGCCACUCCACCGGACAAUGGAACCCUCACCAGAUACUUUAAACAUGCUGCUGAUUAUUGUUUCAAAUUACCUGAUCAUGUUUCAUAUGCAGAAGGAGCUCUUAUGGAACCUUUAUCGGUUGCUAUUCAUGCCUGUUCUCGAGCUAAUGUUUCUGGAGGACAAAAGAUUCUGAUUCUUGGUGCAGGUCCUAUUGGAUUAAUGUGCAUUCUGGUUGCUAAAGCUUAUGGUGCAACAGACAUCUGUAUUACUGAUAUCAAUGCUGAACGUCUUGCAUUGGCCAAAAAAAUUGGAGCAACAUCAACCUUUUUACUAUCUAAAGACUUGGGGGAAAAUGAAACUGCUGAGGCCAUUGAAAAGCUCAUGGGAUGUCGACCUGAGGCAGUCCUUGAAUGUUCAGGAGCAUCUCCAUCCAUUCGUUUAGCCCUGAUUGUCUGCAAGUCAGGUGGUUGUGUCGUACUUAUCGGUAUGGGAGCCGAUGAAGUUCAAGUUCCUCUUUUAUCAGCUGUAUGUCGAGAGGUUGACAUUCGAGGUGUAUUCAGGUACAAGAAUAGCUAUCCCAAGGCGGUCAACCUCAUUUCCAGCGGAAAAAUUGAUGUUAAACCGAUAAUAAGUCAUUACUUUAAGCUCGAACAAGCUCAUGAUGCAUUUGAACUUGCUCGAAGUGGUAAAGCCGUUAAGAUCAUAAUUGACUGUAGUCUUGAUUAAAAUAUAACUUUCAGUCAAUGAUUGUAACUACAACUCGCAACUAACAAAUUUACCUGAAAACGAAAAGGUAAAUAAGAUGAUUCAUUCAACGUUAAUCACCGACAGUUUAGAUUAUUUAGCAAACUCACAUUUAUUUUAGCACAAAAUGCAUGAUUUUUAAGCGCAAUUUAUCCAUGAAAAUCAUUGUAUUAAUCUCAUUUCAUGUAACAUUUACCAUUGGACAAUAUUUGAAACCAUUUUAUUAAACAAAUACAUUUUAAAACAAAUCAGAA
This is a messenger RNA of Tetranychus urticae (two-spotted spider mite), 1610 nucleotides long. RefSeq names its product sorbitol dehydrogenase. Gene Ontology annotation, molecular function: L-iditol 2-dehydrogenase (NAD+) activity. NCBI's taxonomy places the organism in Eukaryota, Metazoa, Arthropoda, Arachnida, Trombidiformes, Tetranychidae. The record is from RefSeq and is a predicted model, not a curated record. Gene Ontology annotation, biological process: D-sorbitol catabolic process.